AUGACGGCGCCUACAAUCGCACAAGCAUUAAUUUCUGGUUGGAUUUAUCGCUAUGGUGUACCAACUCACAUCACAUCGGAUCAAGGACGUCAAUUCCAGUCGACGCUCUUCACGGAAUUGUCAAACGGCAUCAUCGAGCGGUGGUACAGGACAUUGAAGGCAGCCAUACUGUAUCACAACCCCGAACGCUGGACCGAGCACCUACCGAUGAUACUUCUGGGAUUGCGGACCAUUUAUAAAGAAGACAUCAAAUCAUCACCAGCCGAAAUGGUUUAUGGUAUUCCUUUGGAGUUCUUCGUAGAAAACACACACCACAUUGCCGACUCGGAAUUCGCGAACAACCUUCGUGAAGCUAUGCGCGAGCUACGACCGUUCGAUACGGCCUGGCACGGAAAAUGCAACGUUUUUGUUAAUCCCGAUUUGCAGACAUGCAAACAUGUGUUCAUCCGUAACGACUCGAUACGACCAUCACUAUCACCACCGUGUGAUGGUCCAUACGAAGUGCUAGGCCGCACCAACAAACACUACACAAUCAACAUCAACGGGCGACGGACUGCGAACAUUUCGAUCGAUAGAUUGAAGCCUGCCUACAUAGUGGAGGACCAUCAACCACAACCUACCAUCGAUCGUGGGGCUACAACCACAACCGUCACUCGUUCUGGGCCUCGAGUUCAGAUUCCGCUUCGUUAUCGCUGA
Messenger RNA from Topomyia yanbarensis, 696 nucleotides. RefSeq lists its product as uncharacterized. Bases 1 to 696 code for a protein of 231 amino acids. The transcript is spliced from 2 exons. The record is from RefSeq and is a predicted model, not a curated record. Lineage: Eukaryota; Metazoa; Arthropoda; Insecta; Diptera; Culicidae. Gene Ontology annotation, molecular function: nucleic acid binding.